This is a messenger RNA of Racocetra persica, 417 nucleotides long. Lineage: Eukaryota; Fungi; Glomeromycota; Glomeromycetes; Diversisporales; Gigasporaceae. The record is from the annotation of a GenBank genome assembly.
CCAAUAAAGUAUCAUUUGGAGGGUGACCUUCAACAACAAUUCAUACAAAAACGUAAAAAACUGAACGAGGAUGAAUAUUUUAAUGAUUCUGACAAGAUUUUUCAUAAAAAAUUACGCUCUCAGAAGUUUGUUCCACCUCACUUUAAACGCCAGUUUUUAUGCUCGUCUUUAAAAACUUCACAAAGUAAAGUUCUACAAACUUUACCAAAUAAUGUUCUGCGAUAUUGUCCAGAACCUCGUUCUAACUUUAAUCAAAUUAUGUUAAAUAAUGAUCAUGGGAUCUUGAGAAGCAUUGAAAAGCCUCCCGGAAUCAUGCAUGAUCGUUUGUGUAUGGUAAAUAAUCAAUAUCGAAUUCCUACGACCAACGUUAAUAUUUCUAACAAUACUCGAAUGGUUCCUAUUAACGGGUCCAAUGUC